CAAACCACCUCACCUUUGAUAAGCAAUGCGCUGCUUUCUCAGCAACACUCCUCUUUUUUGCAAACAGAAAAUAACACCCAAACGAGACAGUGGCUGCAAUGUGGGCUAUCCCGAAAUACCCAACAUCUCCGCUUUUUGGCGAACUUAUAUCCGGGGCUUUCUGAGGGGUGGGGUCGCCCGUGCAAGCUCGUAACACGCAGGAUUUCUAAGCAACACUGAGGGCACCAGCGAAUCUGGGUUCGGGUCAACUUGGGCCCAGUGGGCGAAGAGAUCUGUCCGUCUUAUUGCGAGGAUAUUACCUCAUUGCUCGUUUAGUCAGGGUUGGAUCUAACAAAAAGUCCAGGAGAAAUACGUGGAGUAUAUAUAACCACUAUCCGCCGAGGCAGCUUCAUCUCGACUCUUUACAAAAGUACAUGUCUGCUCGCAUAUCACAGCUAGGACGGCAAUUAUUCAACAACAUGGGUAUCCCUACUGAUAUUACGCUUUACACGGCCGCCACGCCCAAUGGUAUCAAGGCUUCCAUCCUGCUUGAGGAGCUGGGCCUGGAGUACAAGGUCCAUGCCAUCGACAUGACCGCCAAUGAGCAGAAGGAGGACUGGUUCCUCGAAAUCAACCCCAAUGGCCGCAUCCCCGCCCUCACGGACAAGUGGACCGACGGGUCGGAGAUUCGCAUCUUUGAGAGCGGUGCCAUUCUGCAGUACCUCGUGGACCGCUAUGACAAGGACCACAAGGUUUCGUACCCCAAGGACUCCAAGGAGACCUGGGAGGUGAACAGCUGGCUGCACUUCCAGAUGGGUGGCCUAGGUCCUAUGCAGGGACAGGCAAACCACUUUAACCGAUAUGCUCCUGAGAAGAUUCAGUAUGGUAUCAACCGCUACACCAACGAGACGCGCCGUCUCUACUCUGUCUUGAACAACCAGUUGGCCAAGUCCACCUCUGGCUACCUCGUCGGCGACCGCGUCACCAUUGCCGACAUUGCCUCCUGGGGAUGGGUUGCUUCUCACGCCUGGGCUGGCGUCUCGCUGGACGAGUUCCCUGCCCUGGACAAGUGGCUGCACACGCUUCUCGAGCGGCCCGGCUUCGAAAAGGGCCGACAUGUGCCCAAGCCGCACACUGCGUUUGAUUUGGCAAAGUUGAGUCCUGAGGAGAUGGACAAGAAGGCGGAGGAGACGAGAAACUGGGUGCAGAGCGGGAUGCAGGCCGAUGCGAAGAAAUGAGAUGUUUCUAUCUAAGAUACCAAAUGUGAGAUGAUGCAAUGAAAUUAGAAUUGAUGUUUUAUUUUUUGAGUCAUUGUUUUGAUGAUAUGGAGCGGUGUGGAGUGUUGGGGAUGAGAGUGAGGGUUUGCAUGAGGUCUG
Trichoderma harzianum CBS 226.95 is the source of this 1355-nucleotide messenger RNA. RefSeq lists its product as hypothetical. NCBI's taxonomy places the organism in Eukaryota, Fungi, Ascomycota, Sordariomycetes, Hypocreales, Hypocreaceae. The transcript has 5 exons. The record is from RefSeq and is a predicted model, not a curated record. Bases 459 to 1217 code for a protein of 252 amino acids.